GUGUUUUGAGCGUCGAAGGGCCAGUGUUUAGUAUAACGCGGGUGAACCGACUGCACAUGGGGCCUUACCUUUGUAUUGCAACGAACGGCGUGCCGCCCUCUGUUAGCAAGCGGGUCAUGCUUAUCGUACACUUUCCUCCAAUGAUCUGGAUUCAGAAUCAAUUAGUGGGUGCCUCCGAAGGUCAGACUUUAACAUUGGAAUGUCAUUCAGAAGCUUAUCCAAAAUCUAUAAACUACUGGACGAGAGAGAAAGGCGAAAUAAUUGCGCACGGUGGCAGAUUUGAAACAACUCUCAUGGAUAAUGCUUACAAAGUUGUCAUGAAAUUGACAAUAAAGGAUGUCACAUCGACGGAUUACGGAGCUUACAAAUGCGUCGCAAAAAAUUCUUUAGGUGACACAGACGGGACAAUCAAAUUAUAUCAUAUUCCAAAACCAACGACUACUACAACCACAACGACGACGACCACAACGAUGGCAACAACGACUCAAGUCUGGCCUACGCAUGAUCGAGGCGAGAUAAUUGAGAGGAUCUCUAGACCAGAUUUCCCAGACUUUCCGGAUGUCAUUCAUGAACCAGAGAACGAACUUCCGGAGCACACUGCGUUGCCGCUACCUCGGGAACGCGAUCUUCGUCUUCGAGGCAGACCUCAAGAAGACGACGACAACCACAUAGCUGAAGACAUUUCCAGCGAAAGCAGAAAACCCACGUUAAAUCGUUGUAAUAUAAAUGUACCCCAAAUAUUAAAUAUUAUUAUACUAUUAUACAUUGCAGUUUUACAACAAAAUGGCAUAUGUGUGCUGAGUAACUUGUUAACAUAUUUAUAA
Molecule: messenger RNA, 824 nt
Organism: Ctenocephalides felis (cat flea)
Lineage: Eukaryota; Metazoa; Arthropoda; Insecta; Siphonaptera; Pulicidae
Product: cell adhesion molecule 2-like
Exons: 6
Cellular component (GO): neuron projection
Source: RefSeq, a predicted model, not a curated record